Lethenteron reissneri (Far Eastern brook lamprey) is the source of this 8807-nucleotide messenger RNA. Its product is annotated as centrosomal protein of 170 kDa-like. Lineage: Eukaryota; Metazoa; Chordata; Hyperoartia; Petromyzontiformes; Petromyzontidae. Gene Ontology annotation, molecular function: protein binding. The record is from RefSeq and is a predicted model, not a curated record.
CGGGCUGGGAGAUGCAGCAACGGAGGAGUGCUGAGGGCGACUCGAUUCAAUAAUUUAGUUUUUUUUAUUCCUUUAACCUCCCCGCUCCCUCUUUGUUUUAUAAUCCGCACGUUUCCUCACAAUAGUCUCCGUUCGCCGCUAAAGUGUUUUUUUUAUGAGGACGAGUCCCCAGGUCGUGCGUGGCGAGGCGGCGGAGCAAGGAUGAGUGUCACGUCGUGGUUCCUCGUGGCGGGCAGCGGCACCCGCAACCGGCUGCCCAAGGAGAUGAUCUUCGUCGGGCGUGACGAGUGCGAGCUCAUGCUGCAGUCCCGAAGCGUGGACAGACAGCACGCCGUGGUCAACUACGACCCUGCCACUGACGAACACAAAGUCAUGGACCUGGGCAGCCUCAAUGGGACGUUUGUGAACGAGAGCAGGAUCCCAGAGCACACGUACCUCAUUCUGAAGUUGAACGACACCAUCAGGUUUGGCUACGAUCCUAAUCUGUACACUGUUGAGAAGAUUGAACACAAGGUACCAGAGGAAGCUUUGAAGCACGAGAAGUACUCCAUUCAGCUGCAGCUGGGAGCGCAGCCAGCUGAGGCGCGGUUGCCAGAGACGUCGGCCGUCGUCUCUGAGCCAUGCAAGCCUCACACCCAGUACCAGGCCGUCGUGAAGACCCACGCGCCGGACGAUAAGGCGUCUGCAGACCCACCGAACACCCCCCCUCUGCACAAGACCCCGCUCUACGGCCAGCCAUCCUGGUGGGGUCAGAACGAGGGACAGGGGUUAGCCCACGAGGAAGGGGACCAUCCCCCGUCGAGGCCCGACCACGGUCGCACGGAGCCAGCGCUCGCCCUCCAGCCCAGCGACAGCUUUGCAGUGAAGGAUAUCCGGAGGCUCCAGGAAGAAAGCAACGGAAAAUGUUCCAUCCCCAUCCAGAGAGACUCCAGGGAAGAGUCCGUUUACAGCCUAAGACGAGAGCCUAGCUACUUUGAAAUCCCAACCAAAGACUUCCAGCAGCUACAGCACCAGCAGCAGGUUUUGCAGCAGCAGCAGAAGCAGCAGCAGGUGGCACCGCCAGGAAAGCCACCGCGCCCGCCUGUCCACGAGGCUCCGACACGGGACGUUGCGUCUUCCGAAGCGGACCCAACGACGCAGGCCGUCGUGCAGAGCCACGCCUCCUUCACCAUCGAGUUUGACAGCGCCAAGCCGGGCCGCGUCAUGAUCAAGGACCGCGCCGCUAAAUUCGCCACGGAUACCGGUCUCCGGCAGAGGCCGAAGCCAGGUCCCCCGAGCCAGCAGCAACAGCAGCAGCAGCAGCAGCAACAGCAGCAGCAGCCACAACAGCAGCAGCAGCAGCAGCCAGCGACGGCUCCGAGCCCGGCGUCCGCGUCACGUUCGGCGUCCUCGCAAGUGGACGCGGCCACUGCCACCGCCAGGAACAAGGUGCACGAUUGGCUGGCGCAGCAGGAGCCCAUCGUGUCCAUGAUCCGCAAGGACCUGGCGAGCGACGACGUGAUGAGCACCAAGAGCGACGUGCCCGUGCACGGAAAAGUACUGAAAGGCAGCAAGCACAGGGAUGGCACGAGAAGCGAUGACGACGCAGAGAGUGACCCAAAGCAGCCGUCGGCUAAGACGAGUCCCGUGGCUGAUGCCCCACCGGGCCCUAAGGCCUUCACCAUCGAGUUCUUUGAUGAAGACCACCCUCGCAAGAAGCGCUCCUCGUCUUUCACGCACCGCGACGGGGUGCCCUUCUCAUCGAGCAGCCAGCCCGACCGCUCAUCCUCUCCAGGCCUGGCAGCCAGGGGCGCGCGCACCACAACCAAGACGCUGCCUCAUCCGCUGCAUCAGAAUCAGCUGCCGCCUGCACCGCCCCCGCAGCAGCAGCAGCAGCCGCAGCAGCAGCCUCAGUACUUCUCCCGCGCUGGGUCGCACCGGGCAUACAGCAGCAUGGGGCGGCGCUCCAAAGUAUCGCUCGACUUCCAGCAGCUAAAGAAGGACGUUACCGGUGGUGACGGCGGCAGUGGCGGUAGUGGUGGCGCAGAACGCAACAACGACACGGCUGGUUACAGUGUCGAUGUCCGUCACGGUGACGGUACGCGGGCAAACUCGGGAAGCCGCGACGAUGACGAUGAUGUCGACGAUGUCCAAAGCGGUGGCAACCGCGGGGAAGACGCGGUCAGGGGCGAGGAGGACAACCACAGCGACGCCGGCACGUACACCAUCGAAAGCGAGCUAAAGAACAAGGAGGAGGAGAGAGCUCGCAGCAUGAUCGACCAGGUGUUUGGCGUGUCCGACCCGCACGAGUACCCGGGAGCGGCCCCGCCAGCACGGCCCGCGUCCCAGACGCCGCCUCCGCCACCGCCCACGGCGACCGAACGUCAGGUCCGCAAGAUGCUGCACUCCAAGAGCCAGUCCUUCAGCGGCGAGGAGUCCUUGAACUUCCCGGGCGGUGGCUCGGCAGUGCAAGCGCCUAUGUCUGCUGGGAGCCCUCGCUGGGUGUCUCGCUGGGCCAGCCUGGCCGCCACCCAUGCCACUGACCAACCCGAGGCGCCAGAGGUUUCCCGUGAGCGCAGCCUGCCCGCCACUGCCGGAGACCGUGAUGGUGACGUCAGCGAGUCUGCCUACUCGAACAGCUCCGUUUCGCUGACCUCGGACGUGGCCCUGAGCGUGUCCGGCGUCGGGAGGAGACAUCGCACUCUUCCGCAGGCUCCCGAGCGGCCCAGCUCCAAGUCUCCGGACCUUCGUCGAGACUUCACCACCUCCGACGUGGUGGUGCUGGACAAACGCGACGCGCCCGACGGCUCGAAACGCGCGCGCGCCUCCGCCAAGGGCGGCGCCGCCGCCGUCGUCAUCGACGACACGAGGCCCUCGUCGCACGCGCAGAGGGCCGACGGAGCUCCCUCCUACGGCGAGAGCCCCGCGGAAUCCGCGCACAAGUACGCCGGCGUCAAAGGGCGUGAGCGCGGGGGGGACUCGGCGGGCUCCUGGACGGUGAGCAGCAUCGCGCCCGGCAGCUCGGCGGACUUUGACGGCGCGGCUGAAGGGCCGCGCGCGCACACCCACAACCGCACCCCCAGCGUCGGCGAAGAGCCGCUCGGCGCGCGGCUGAACGCGUCCCUGGCGCGCGUCAAGUCCAGGGGGAGGAGGAACACCCCUGAGCCGGCACCUCCAGGGCCACGGGACGAGGAUGAUUUCGCACACGAGAAGCACAGACCCCUGCAGAGGAAGGGCAGCUUCACCAAGGAGCGGCCCAGCAGCGAAGUGCCACUCGACGAGAUCCCGCAAAUCAACGGAGGCCCCGGCCCCAAAGGCGCGAAGAGCCCCGGGGCCGUGUCGGACACGGCCUACCUGCUCAAGGACACGGAGGCUGCGCUGCACUCGCUGGAGGCCAAGCUCCACAGAGGUUACCAGGAAGACAAGGCCCGUGGUCGCGGGAGGCACGGCCGGGCCGACGACCCCCAGGGUAGUAAUCAGACGUCGCCGGCCUCGCUCGAGUCGGACGCCGACACGGCCAGCAGCGGCACGUCAGCCAGCCUCGUCGCAGACAGCAACAGCAGCAGCCACGGUGAGCAGAAGCCGCUGCACAGGCGCAGGAGCUACAGCAGCCUGCACAGGGAGAAGGCGGUCGUAAUGGGCACCGUAUCCGCCGACCCACAGGCCAAGGCGGUGGCAACGACAGCGGGUGAUCUGAAGCACAAGGGAAGGCGCUCCGAGCCUAGCUACAGCAAGCAGCUGCAGAAGGGCAUCAAGGCUGCUCUGCUCGCCACCGGCGAAGGUGCAGAUGACGACGACGAUGAGGACCUGAGGCUUUCGCGAUCGGGGAUCGUAGAGCCGUACGAUCAGAGCCACGCAAAGUCGUCGGCCGGACGGGAAGACCGGAGCCAGCGGCCAUCGCCUGGUUCGAGCACAACCAUCUCCAAGCCGAGACCCACUCGGGCUUCGAUCCUGCGUCGCGCGCGGCUCGGAGACGCGUCCGACAACGACGCCCAGGCCGAGGUGGAGACGAGCAACAAGCAGCAGGCGUCCACCUCCAAGCGGCCGCCGUCUCGGCUGGACAUCCUGGCUCAGCCGCGGCGGAGGACGGGCUCGUUCACCGCGCGCAGCACCGACGCGGAGAGCUUGGCAGCGUCGCGUAGUGGCGGGCGCGCGUCGGUUGCCGGCGGCAAGGGCUCGACGGGGGCCGCGGGUGGAGGAAGCGGUGGUGCGGCGGCGGCGCCGGGUGCUGCUCGGAGCAAGUCAUUCCGCGAGCCAAAGUCGGCGGGGUCGGUGUCGCGCUCGCAGAGUCUGUCGCGCGGUUUCGACCAGGGCAAGUCGCGGUCGAGCAGUGUCAACCGAGGCUCCGCCACAGGCACUCGCUGGCGCCGCUGCCCCACAGACUACACCUCCACGUCGGAGGAGGACUCGAGCUCCCCUAAGCACGCCACCGCCGCGGCCCCCCCUCGCGUGCGCCCCUCCCCCACAGCUGUAGCAGCGGCGGCGGCCGCGGCGGCGGCGUCGUCGCGAGCCGACCGGGCCUCCUCCUCCGCCGUGGGGUCGAGCAAGCGCCGCUCGCGUUUGCCCGACGAUGAUGACUACAUCCGCGACUGGAACAACCACAGCGAGGAGAUCGCCCGAAUCAGCCAGGACCUGGCAAAGGACCUGGCCAUCUUGGCACGCGAGAUUCACGAAGUGGCCGGCACCGAGCCCAACUCCGUGAGCAGCAGCUCGUCGGCUGCGGGAGUGGCCGUCAGCGAUGGGCCCCCCUCCCCCGGUUCCACCAUUGAGGCCAAGGAGCAGCUCGUGCAGAGGAUAGCAGACGAGGCGAUUAAUUUCCGCAAAGUUCCCCCACACUCGUUGGCUGACGGACAAACCACCUGCGGGGCCGAGGCGCCUUACCGUGCCGGGGAGGGCAGCAAGCCCGACUCUGCAAGCAAACGCAAGACGUGGACACGCGACGAGAUGCAGCUGGAUAACCUCAUCCUGUCCUCCGUCGCACAACUGUCCCAGAAGAUUCGCAGCAACACUGACAGAACGGCAACUAAAAUGAGGAUCCUGCUGCGGGAUGAGGAGAGGAACUGGCCGGAGAUCGAGUCUCGUCUCAACUCCGACAGCGAAGUUCCGUUGCUGAAGACAUCCAACAAGGAUAUUGCGUCCAUAUUGAGGGACCUUCGAACAGUUGAAAGGCAGCUGGAAGUCAUCAAUGCCAUGAUCGAUCCGGACAACGUUCUGGACCGCUGGUGCGACAAGGAGCAGGCCAGGAAGGCUGCACAAGUCCGCUCGCGAACUGGGAGUCGACGCGGCAGCGGCGGAGGUUUGGACGCGUCGCUGUGCACGGAGCCCGACAGCGUGGGCUCCGAGGCGGAGUACAGCGUCCACUUCAACAAGUUCCAUCCGAGCGGCGAGGAGGACGAGGGGGAGGAAGAAGGGCCCUGCUACGUGUGAGGGCCCCCCCCCCCCACCACUGCCGAGGCGCGCGGAAACGCGAGGCCAUUUUGUGCCGCCCCCCCCCCUUCCUUGCACUGAACGCCGAACUAAGCUGCUGUUAUCUUUCUUUGUUUUUGUUGCACAAUGUGUUCUCAAACACUGGUUUUGGCUGUAUAUUUUACUUUCGUGUUAUUUAUGUUAGUUUUUCUGCUGCGUAUCUUUUUUUUACACGUUUGCAGUUUGUUUGUAAGCCGGUACACUUGAUCAGUGGGCAUCGCAAAACUCAAGUUGGAGGGAAUUGUGGGAUAAUGCUAAGAAAUAUUGUGGUAACCACGAUGAUGAUGAUGGUGAAUCACAGAAAUGCACUAUGGAGGUGUUUAACACUAACUGUAGGUUAACUGUGUACUGAAUCCAAUUAUGCGAUAUUCACAAUGCAAACAUGUACCAUCUCGACAGGUACUAAUUUAGCAAACGUUUAAUGCGGCAUCUCCAGCCAACAGUUUUGUGAGGCCUUCUCUUACCUCCGCCGCACUUGCGUUAUUUAAGGUAAUACUUUUCAGACAUCAAAUCUACGUACACUUUAUUUGGGGGGGGGUCUUACAUUCAAAAUCAAAGAUAUUAAAUAUAUAUAUAGAGAGAUAGAGACGACAAAAAUAGGAAAGUGCACCAAACACUGUAUGGAAUUGUUGCACUGCUGGUAUGACCUCUCAUAAUCAUAUGCAUGAUUAUUAUUAUUAUUUAAAAUGUUUUGCACGUGUCAUCUUUGUUAAUGUUAUGGACAGAUCAAAUAAUAUUUUGUUGGGAUCCUAAGCUAAGAAAUGUUCUGCCACUUGUUACCAAUCUGAUUUAAUUAUGGAUACAAAUUGGUAACUGUUCAAGACAUCGGUCCUUAAAAAUUGUUAAGUUGCCAUAAUGAAAUGCAUAGUUUGUUUUUUUACAUUAAAUGCCGUUUUAGAUUUUUCAAGCUGAUCAUAUUUUCCCACAAUUCUAGAAGAUGUAUGAAACUUGUCCUUGGAACGUGAGCCAUCGAAACAAUGGACAGAGGUUAUCACAAAAAGGCUUUUAAUUGCUGCCAUUUGAUUUUGUUAAUCAAAGUGUUUAUUGUUCGAGUUCACGACCCUGUCUUAAGUGCCUCAUCUUUAGAGCCACUCCUUGCUACUGACUGCUUAAACCCAUCGAGCACACGAUUGACUCAAGAGUCGAGAUUCAAUUUAAAGUGAAUGAGACAGGGUAGGUAGAUAGAUGGUCGUUGUAAAAAAAAAUGCCAUGACGCUAUAUCCAUGGUGUUUCACAUUUUUCCACAUGCAGCGUUAUUCGCAUUGUUUUAAGCAUUCUAAAAUAUAUUCGGAAUCGAAAGUUGUUUACAAUGCUUGGUACAGUGUUUUCAAUGCCAUAAAGAUAUCCACGCAGCUUAAAAGAAGGCCACUUAUUGAAUAUAUUCUGAUUGUUUAAACAUUCAAACAUAUAUUCGGAAAAUAAAAAAGUUGUUUACAAUGCUAGGUACAGUAAACGGUUGCAUGCCUUUAAGUUUCUGCUUUAGAGUAAAGGCCAUGAUAACGGUUGGGCAAUUUUAGGGUCAUUAUUGCCAGCAUUGUUGUGACAAACCGAUUACUUUGAGCAACUGUGGAAACUUGAUUUAGGAAGUUUCAUCGUGUAACAGAGGUCUGUCUAAACCAGUGAAACAUGUUUGAAACGUUUUAACAAUAAUGGAGCUAGAGGGACGGGAAGUUGUCAUCUCAGUUACCCCCCCACCAGGGGGGAGCAGUGGUGUGAGAUCCAGUAAAUUGCUCUCUCCACAUUUAGGCCGACUAAUAUUUUUACAAAAAUGGAAACAUAACCCAGUGCCGGUUGCUGGCAACAAUGUCUGAACAAUUGCCCGAUUGUGCCCCGUGGCUUUAACCGACUACUGCUCAAGAAUGGGUAAAACAAAAAUAUAUAUAUUGGACAUUUUUGUUUAGGUUGCCACUCAGGCUGUAGACUUUUGCCUAAAAGACAUGAAUGUUUAGUUUAAAGCUGUGGCCUUGAUUGUGUGGUGUUGUAACAACGGUUUGGCCGGACUAAGAAUCCAGUGCCUGGAGUGUGUAUGUGAUAAGAGGAUUUCAAACCCUCUACUUGAAGUCAAUGCAGAAGUUGGGUGGGUUUGUUUAAAGAGAGAAAUCAUCUGAAGCAAAACGUUCAGUCUUUAAUUGAUUGCUGUCAGUGUGUGACUAUAAAAGUAUAUGUACAUUUGAGAUUUUAUUUAAAAUUGCAGAUAUCAAAAUUGUAAAAAAAAAACACAUUCAAAUGUGCAGUAUUGUAAAGUAGUCUCGAAAAGUGGGUUUGUUUAAUAUACAACAUUCCUGCCUAUGGUAUUGCUGAAAAAAUAAAUGUACUGUUCUCGUAUUAACAACAUAAAACUAUUCAAUCUAUUUACUGUAUAGUGUAAAAUGGAUCAUUCACAUGUGCUACUGCAAUCUGUGGGGGUCAUUCGACUGGUUCAUUGUAAAAAACUAAAAACUGUCAAAUGCACUUGGACAAGAAAACAAAAUGCGCAAAAUGAAACAGAAGAAUGAAGUAGUGACAACCACUUGACGCCAAUAUGUUUCUCAAACUACAAUUCUUGGGCCCAAAUUCUCCCUGGCUGUCUUCACAUACACCUAUUCACAUUUUAAGUCACGGUAAUUGGUUCGUGUUGCAUGCACAUGUUAGGUUGGGUUAUAUAAUUUUGACGUAAAAUGCACCUGCUUUGGCGCCCAAAGACUUGAGUUUGAGAACCAUUUUUGGUACCCAAAAAUGACGGUCGUCCCCUUUUAAAUUCCUCAAGAGCGCACACGACAGCCAGUUGAUGUGGCCUGCGUUGGGUACUGUUCAUGUGCGGUUAUACUUCAGGCUGUCAUCCCAUGCACAUUUAUCGUUAGAACAAAAAACACACCCCGCCACCUUGCUUUUGAUGGUUGCAGAAACUAAUUGUGUAACGGAUUUUUUUAAUUCAUAAGCCAAAAAAAACUAAAAUAAGCCACUCCUGGCAAUCUAUAGAUAUACACUACUGUAAUUGCUUGUGCCGAUGGCCUGGUGUAUGUGUGCGUGCGUAUGUACAAUAGUUGUUAGAUGGUAGUUGUGAAUGGUACGCUUUUACAUGCACAUCAAACCGUGCUUUUUUUGGAAGAAUGUAUAGAAAGCUUUGGGGUAUGUGUGAUAUCAUGUCGCCAUGGAUAUAUUCGUCACAACUUUGUUCAAAACACAUGUAGCUGAUCAUUUCGUUUUAAUUUUGUCUGUUCAAUGUUUUCUCCAUAGUUUUGAAUGUCUAAUUUUAUAGAAGUCUACACACAGGCUCUUCACGUUUUAUUUUUGUAAGCUCGUGAAAUGCUGCCAUCGAUUGCUUGGUUCUCUGUGUAGAUUAUUCCUGUCAAGUAAUAAAGUCACUAGGUAUACUUACUGCA